Sorghum bicolor (sorghum) is the source of this 1070-nucleotide messenger RNA. Its product is annotated as phosphoglycerate mutase-like protein 4. The transcript is spliced from 7 exons. Gene Ontology annotation, cellular component: cytoplasm; cytosol. Lineage: Eukaryota; Viridiplantae; Streptophyta; Magnoliopsida; Poales; Poaceae. The record is from RefSeq and is a predicted model, not a curated record. Gene Ontology annotation, molecular function: phosphatase activity. The coding region runs from base 159 to 905 and encodes 248 amino acids.
ACACCCACAAGAAGACCGGCGGGCGGCGGCGACUUCAGGUCCGGCCGGCUUCCUGGAAGCUGCCGUUAACCCCGCAGCCGCAGCAUAUAUAAAAUAAAAGGUACAGUUGGGUGUAGGACCCUAGGGGCCGCCACAAGCACAAGCACCCACCGAGAGCCAUGUCGCCCACCCCUGCCCCUGCGCCGGGCGCCGUCGCCGGCGAGGAGUUGUCCACGGAGGUGGUGGUGGUCCGGCACGGGGAGACCGCGUGGAACGCCUCCCGCAUCGUCCAGGGGCAAAUGGACCCGGAGCUAAAUGAGGCUGGCAGGCAGCAAGCCGUUGUGGUGGCCCGCCGACUGUCAAGAGAAGCCAAGCCUGCCGCCGUGUACUCUUCUGAUCUGAAGCGAGCCGCCGAGACUGCAGAGAUCAUAGCCAAAGCUUGCGGUGUACCAAAUGUGGUGCUGAAUCAGGCGCUGAGAGAGAGGCACAUGGGGUAUCUCCAAGGCCUCAAGUGGGACGAUGCCGUGGCUAAGAGUCCAGAUUCUUUCAGAGGCUUUGAUAUCUUCAAGCUUACCGAGGGUUCUGAUCCUGACAGCAGAAAUCAAGAACUGCCAGGUGGUGGAGAGAGCAUGAAUCAGCUGAAGGAGCGCUGCGUCUCCUUCUUGAAUAAGAUUGCCCAAGAACACAUUGGGGAGCGAGUGGUGGUGGUCUCCCACGGUGCAUCCAUACUGGAGCUCUGCCGGCACCCUGACCCACCCAACCGCUCCAUCCGUAGGCACAUCCCCAACACUUCGCUGAACGUUUUCCGCAUCUCCGGCGUCACCGGCCAGUGGACCCUCGAGAGGUGUGGAGAUGUCGGCCAUCUCAAAGGAAAUGGAAAUGAAUUUCUCGAGAACUCGUUUGGGGGCGAUGGGGCCUCAGCCUAACAAGUUCACUUUCAACCUUUAAAAAACAAGUUCAGUUUCUGCUGCUCAUGCAGUCAUACAGUUUCAGAACGAAUAAUUGUGGAUUGAAUCAUCUUCGGAAAGUGGUUUUGAUAUUGGAACUUUUUUGUUCCGUUGUCUUUAAAAAAGAACCAAUAAUUUCGGAUU